Molecule: messenger RNA, 2112 nt
Organism: Penaeus monodon (black tiger shrimp)
Lineage: Eukaryota; Metazoa; Arthropoda; Malacostraca; Decapoda; Penaeidae
Product: reticulophagy regulator 3-like
Biological process (GO): reticulophagy
Source: RefSeq, a predicted model, not a curated record
CGAGUGGACGGGCUUAGUCAUGGCCUCUUGGAGGAACGCCCUGUUAAGGCUGUGGCCGUUUAGGAGUGAGAACAAUGACAGUUCUUCCUCGCAGUGGGGCAGGAAGACCGAGACGAGGAAGAUAGCGAGGGCUCUAGGGCCGUGGGAGGCUUAUAUGGUGACCGUGCAGUCCAUUCUGAUCUGGGAGAGUCCGGGGACGAGCGCCCUGGCCGUGGUGGGAGUGAACGUCCUCUUCUGGUUGGUGGUGUGGAGCGAGCUGCGCGUGUACUUCGUGGCGAGCGUGGCGGCGCUGGCGGUGUUCCUGCACCAGCAGUGGGUGCACACCAUCUGGCCCGAGAUCCGCGUGCCCAAACCCGAGCCCGACGACACCGAAGACUGGACUCCUGUGCAUCCCAGUUUUGUGCAAUAGUGUCUACGGUGCUGAGCGUGGGUGCUGUGGUGGGCCACUUGGUGCCGGGUGCUGUGCUGGUAUACAUCCUGCUCAUGCUGGUGAUGACGGGCCCGGGGAUCCUGCUGCACGUGUUACCCGACUCCUUCUACGAGCGCCUGGCCAAGAUGAGGGCGGCGCUCAGGGGGGAGGACUCGGAGAUGGAGAUCUCCAACGUGUCUCUGGACAGCGACCUGACGGAGUUCAUGCCGGAGCUCCAGUCUGCCGAGGCCCAGGCAGCCCUGGACGUGCCCCUCAUGAGCCAGGAUCCUCCAGAGGUGGAGCAGAUGGUCGAGGACGCCUACCUGCAGGAGGAUUCGGAGAGGAGCACGAGGAAGAGGACCAAAAAUACUGGCGGAGGCGAGAGAGGCGAAGGGGCCCCUGCCGCUCAGGGACUGACCUUGCCUCUCAGUUCGGAAGAUGGAAUCAGCUCUACAUUUUUCACAAGUGGACUUCCUGAGGAUUUCCCAUCCUAUGACCAUGACAGCGUUGAGGAUCUCGAUGGUCCUGAUAUAGAGCUUCCAGAUCUCCCCAAAGUAGUAAGGGAACCUGUCCCAGAAAGGCAGGGCACAGGUGGGGAUAGAUAUCAAAUGGAGUUUGUCUCCUCACACUUUGGUGAUAGCAGUGAGGAGGAGGAUGCCUUUUUAGAAGGAUUAACCUUCGAAGAAAGGGUCCAGGCAAGGCCAGAGCCCCGGGCACAGCCCUCCAUCCCUAGUCAAACAAAUACUUCACCGCCUAUGGAUCCCAUAGGCCAAUUAAUGACUAGCGUUAUAGCUCAAAAUGCAGGCAAUGUUUUAUCUGCUCUUGGACAGAAUUUAAUGACAUCUGUGAUAGGGCAAGCAGCAGCACAGGCCCAGCCACCACCCCAAAUGAGCCAGCAGCCGAGACGAACGGCAGCAGAGCCAACAGCAAGAAUGACUAGGUCACAAGACCGUCAGCAGCAAUCGGUGACAGAUCUUGAGGAAGACUUUGAACUUAUUUCUGAUGAAGAGUUCCAGUGAUUUAGUGUGCUGUGGACAGGCAUGUGUAGCUGAAGAAAAAGAUGUCAUAAUAUUAGAGCAACAAUAUUUUGGAGCAACUACUCUCUUAGAAACAUUCGUUUGAAGAAAAGUUCUUUAGUUAUGAUAAAGCUAUUUUUUCUUGUAUUACUGCACCAAUAGUAUGAAAUUUUUCAUAUCAAAGUGAUGGUGGCCUUAAUAAUGAUAUCUCAAGGAGUACCAUUCUUACAGUGUUUGUUGCUGUAAUGUUUUUACUUAAUUAAAAAGUACAGCUAGGAAAAGAAUAGAAGUUACCCUCCAUUUUGAUUCUUUAUCUCCCUUCUUUUAAUUGCUAUUGGUACUCAGGGCAAGACCGUGCUGAACUAACUUUGCUUGAGAGGUUGAACAUUCUAGUGAAGUGGCCAACCACAGUAGUUGUUACUUUUUGAUCUUUUUAGAUCUCAUUCCUAAAGAGUAACUUACCUGUCAUUUGCCAGCAUACUCCCUUGGAAUUGUUGUUGAUGUGCACAAAUGCAAAUCAUUCAGCUGUCCUCUUUUACAGUUUCUGAAAUUCACUGAAAAGACAAAGGUUUACAGAUAUGGGAACACACACACACACACACACACACACACACACACACACACACACACACACACACACACACACACACACACACACACACACACACACACACACACACACACACA